AUGAGUGAUGUGUGCGAGACACAGAAGGAGAGGAGGGCUUUUCGCCGCAUGAGGUCUAUUUAUCAGGUUCAUUACGGAUUGCCACCGCAAACCGACGAGAUGUCGGCGAAGCCCUUAACCUUUCCGAAUGACCCUGACGAAGUUCGUGCUUACGCUCUGCAAGUGGCCGGCCAUCAGUCCACUGAAGACACAAAAUACACAGGUCUUCUUCAAUGCUGCAAUGGGAGAGUCCUAAAGCCGAUCCUCAAGGAGUGUCAAAAGCGCGAGGUUGAAUUUUACGAGCGUCUUGCUACCACCAGCGACCCAGAUCUGAUACAGCUUCGCAAGUUUGUGCCCAAAUACUUCGGAGUGAAGAAGUUCACGUACAACGGCCACGAGCAGGACUACAUAAUACUAGAGGAUCUCACUGAAAGGAUGCUGGAGCCUUGCAUAAUGGAUGUCAAGAUUGGCAAAAGAACUUGGGAUCCAUUAGCCACCGUAGAGAAGAGAAAAAAGGAAGAUAGCAAAUAUAAAAUGUGCAAGCAGGAGUUCGGGUUCUGCAUCCCAGGCUACCAGGUGUACAAGUUGUCUACGGGCAAGCUGCAAAAGUACAAUAAAGAGUACGGAAAAAAAUUGCAUGGAGAAAUGGUGAUAGCUGCAAUCCGAAACUACCUGAACACGAGUGGCGCGAGCGGUGCUGCGUGUAGAGCGCUGCUGCUGCAGCAGCUGGUCGCGCUGUGGGCGCUACAGCGCUGGGCCGCCACGCCGCGCGCGCUUCGCCUGGUGGCGACCUCGCUGUUGCUGGUGUACGACGCCGCGCGGCUGCGGCACGCCGCCGGAAACCUCAGUUCGUGUACCCAGCAACCAAUAAUGCGAAGGAAAUCUAUUCACUCCACAUACAACCCAACUGUGGGCUCAAAUUUCAGCGGACAAAUCAGCUCCAACGGUCCCGUAUAUAAAAAAGUUAGCGCGGUACCGCUUUCUUCCAUGGCUGAAGCUCAGAACUACUUCGCUCCUCCACCCCCCGUCAACUCUCCGUGGUCUGAGGCUUUGGAGAAACUGAAUCACUGCCACUCCUUUGAGCACAACUAUGAGGAUAAACUUUCGAAAAUUAAAAUGAACUACAGGGCAGUUUUGGACCAGUUGUCGAUUGAAAGAGAGGCUUUUGGCAGCGAUUCAGUCAAAGCUGAGCCUUCUGUCAACGUACCAUUUGUAUCUCCUACUUGCGCAACCAGCAGCGCUCCAAGAAGGCAAAGAUUAUUUGAAGAGCUUCCAUCUGAUGAUGAGUUUGAAGAUGCUGAAGAAAACCCCGAGCUUCAACAGUCAGUGUUUCCUCUGUCUCUGAUGGAUGCACUGGCUGUAAGCUCCUGA
Parnassius apollo (apollo) is the source of this 1350-nucleotide messenger RNA. Lineage: Eukaryota; Metazoa; Arthropoda; Insecta; Lepidoptera; Papilionidae. The record is from the annotation of a GenBank genome assembly.